AGCCCGCGGCCGGCCCCGCGGGCGGGCCGGCGGCUCCCGCGCACCGCGCCGGACGCAGACCGGACGCGCAGAGACGCGUGUGCGUGCGAGGCGAGCGUGGGUGCGUGCGUGCGGUCAUGGCGGAGUGGGGCGCUCACCGGCCCCAGGGGACCGCCAUUCAUUUCUUUGUGGUCGGCAAGCGAGUGGUGGUUCUGGACACGGUUAUGGAGGCGCCUGGAAGCGGCCAGCAGAAGCCGAGACACCCUGGAAGAAGCCAACAUCAGUUAAUGCCACCUGAAAACAUUCAGCCACAGAAGGAGCAGACCAGUAGCAGUCAGCGGCAGACUGAGAGGCCAGGGUUGAGUCAGACGAAGCAGUCUGUGGGCACAAGUAGCCAACAAGAUGCCAAACAGACUAGCAGUAACCAGCAGGAGACGGAGCAGUCUGGCAGUAGCCGUCAGCAUACGAAGCAGGCUAACAGCAGCCAGCAGGGGACAGCACAGCCUAACAGCAGCCAACAUCAGCAGGAGCGGCCGGAGCUGUUCAUCCCCAAGCAAUGCGCCGAGAUGGUCGUCACGUGCCCUCCGAGAUCGUUCACCGGGCUCGGCUCCGAGCUGCUGGUCAAGGAGAUCAACAUCCAUACUCUGGUGGAGUUCAUGACCCUGAGCUCCGGUGGACUGCUGGCCGCUCUCUCCGGGUCCAUCGUGUGGAGAACUCCCGGUGAUAUCUCCAAACUCAUCAUGCACGCCCGCAAAGCUACCUACGCCGACGGCAGUCUGGUCUGGGACGUGCUGCCCCACCUGGUGGUGUCACCAGGCGAACCGCUGGCGCAGCUGGUCAAGACCAGCCGACAAUUGAAGAUGCUGACCGCAAACAUGCAAAAGGAAAUCAGGAACUACGUGGCCAUGCUGGUGGCUGACGCCGAGGAGAACCGACUACCGCUGGGUCUGCUCCGCCACCUGAUCAGCUUCCUGGGCAGCCCACCGAACGGCAAAAUCACCAGGGAAGCCAGAAGCCGACGCCAACCAGCUAGGAGCGUCGCAGUGCCUACCUACCAGGGUGCGCGUCCCCGCUACAUCGAGAGUGCCGCAGUGCCGAGUUCAACAUACCAGGGAGCUCGUCCCCGUCACCCACUGGUGCAUGCUGAGCUGGAAGCGGGGCUGGCGGGCUGCGACGAGCGGUCGCUGCUGCCGACGUUCUCGUACCGACGGCUGGACCGGCGGCUGGCAGACCAGGUGGUGCAGUAUUUCUCCAGACCGGAAGCCGCCGUCUGGGAGGGGUCGGCGUUCAGCGAACUCUGGCGCCGGGAGCUGGCCACCCAGCUACGGUGCCGCAACAUCGCCCGGGUGACGUACGCCGUCCACAACCGGCGGCGGCUGAGCGAGCAGACGCACCGGCGCUGCGUCAAACAGGAUGUCAUGCGCAUGAGCUGGACCCAAGUGCAGGAAGUGAAGAGACACAUCAAGCGUUGUCUGCGAAAACCUGAGCUUCCUGUUCGGGAGUCCGAGUCACCGGCUUCAACUUCAACCUCGCCUGCGUCGAGCUCCAAGUCGCGCACUUCGAAAUCAAAGCAAUCUGCUUCAAGCUCUAAAUCGCGCGAUUCAAGCUCCAAGUCAACAACCCCAAAGGAUCCGAAGCAGAAGGCACCGGAGAAGAAAAAACCACCAAAGUAUCCUUAUCCUCUGGGAUGGAGGAUACUGAACUUCUUUCGUGGAAUACCGGAGCCGGUAAGACUAAACACCAACAUGCUGGUGUUUCCGCCGACACACCUGCCGAAAAGCAAGGAGUCUCAACAAAAACCGCAGCACCACUUUGCACCGCGCGGAACACCCUCAGGAAGUCGAAGGAAUCCUGUUCAGCCUGGCGAGCCACCAAACGGUUUGCUGCAGGUCGUCGCGGCGCAAGUACACGAAGUGCACAAUGCACAAGCCCACCAGCCGGUAAACGUGCGAGAGGAGCCGCCCGCGCAAGCCUGUUCAUCCGCCACGCCCGCUGAACCGCCAUAUGGUCGCACUCUGGAGUACUACCGGUAUGCCCUGCUUGGCAGACAUGCUGCGGUCAUCCUGAAGGGUCGGCAGCCCUUCCAGAGACCCGUCCGCGGGCUCCCUCCGCGCUCUCCGCUGGCCGAUCCGACUCCGCCGCCGCUGCCGCCCUCAGGAACCACGGCUCCGAUCCCGCGGCGACGCAUCCGGCCCGGUCGGUGGGCUCAGCAGAUGGAUUCCCUGCUGGCACCCACCGCCGCAGAGCAGGAUCCCUCCCAGGAUGACGCUGAAGAUGUCGCACCGCCACCUGUCGAAGAGGAGCUACUGUUCUCGUCACGGGAGCUGCAGAGGGCGCUCAAUUACCGCUGGAGGACGGUCUUUUUGCUUCGACACAGGCCGUCAGAGUCCCUGUGGACGCGCAUAACGAGAUUCCUUGGCUUCGACGAGGUCACUCCGAUGGUAGACGUCGAAGAAGUGGGAGAGGAGGCAACAGAGGCCAGCGUCAGAGCUAUCCUGAGCUACCAAAGCAAACUGCCGCCCAUGAUGCGCUGCCAGCUUCUGCUGGAGAGCUGGUGCCUGUGAGUCGCGGGCGACAACAGGGCUGAAGGCAGGUCCUGCGCUCGCAACGCUGCAGAGAUGGCGAGGUCGCUGGGCUGCCGGAUGCAUUCUGCCGGGGAUUGUACGGUUGGAUGAGGAAAUGCGCGGAUCAAGAUGUCAACAGGACAGUGUCGAGCUAGGGAAAAGGUUCAAGCAAAAAUAUGUUUUUUUUCGAAUGACACAAAUCGAUCCUCAGAAGAAUGGUGUAAGAUCCUCGUUUACGGUCGCCAUUGCUCUGAAUGUGUGCUUGUGAAGGUUUGGUGUGUCGUUGUACAAAGUUGUCUGUUGUCCAUGUAUUUAACCAGUCUGCUAUUUGUGCGUGAAUUCUCAUAAACUCAGGCCAAGCGGUAACGAACUCAGGAAACACUGCUUUAAUUUGUAUGCGUUUUACCGGCAUAGCAACGGUCAUUUAUCACUGAUGACAUUGCGUGUUUUAGCCAGGAUAUACGCAUUGUGUUGUAGUCUUAGUAUGAGCAUUGCAUUGACGCGGCAAACCUAUUGAAAGUUUGUUCGAUAUUUUCAUUUCAAUUUUCAACUUGUUCUGCCACCAAUCUGCCUACAAACGAUGCAUGUGAAAUUAGUUCCUGAUACACAAUAAGGAUGCCUUUUCGUUUAUUGUACAAAUAUAAUUGUUCAAAUCCGUGAAAGAUGUAAGGCUGAAACAGAGUGAAAUAAUUUGUAGCGCGAGCCGCGAGUGGUGAUCUUGUUUCGCUGUACUACCGCUGUCCUCGUUCAAACGACAGACAAUACAUGUCUUAGCUAUGGAAAGCUUUGAGCCUACAUCAAAUUUCAAAAUACAGCGUGGUAAAUAAACGGUACUCGACUAAAA
Amphibalanus amphitrite is the source of this 3387-nucleotide messenger RNA. RefSeq lists its product as uncharacterized. The coding region runs from base 117 to 2543 and encodes 808 amino acids. Lineage: Eukaryota; Metazoa; Arthropoda; Thecostraca; Balanomorpha; Balanidae. The record is from RefSeq and is a predicted model, not a curated record. The transcript is spliced from 4 exons.